Molecule: messenger RNA, 6368 nt
Organism: Cryptomeria japonica (Japanese cedar)
Lineage: Eukaryota; Viridiplantae; Streptophyta; Pinopsida; Cupressales; Cupressaceae
Product: protein BREAST CANCER SUSCEPTIBILITY 2 homolog B
Exons: 21
Coding region: 216-5690 (1824 amino acids)
Biological process (GO): regulation of DNA-templated transcription; double-strand break repair via homologous recombination
Source: RefSeq, a predicted model, not a curated record
GUUAUAAUUUGAAAUACGAGUUUUUGUUCUCUGACAGACUCCCGCCAGUGCUACGGUACAUUUUUCAUUUUUCAAAUCUAACCCUCCGCCGGCACACGCAGAGGGAGUCCGAACCAGUCUCUGAAAACAAUUUACUAAAUAUCGAAAGAUUUAUUCUAAAGGGCAAAUUAUGCCCUAUUUCGCAGGAGUAGGCCUAAGUGGCAUUCAUUACCAGGAUGAGAGGAGCUAAGCAAGUGCCAACGUGGUGCGUGACUCCUUUAGAAGGGGAGACUGGAAAGUGGAAGCUCGUGAGAGGAGAGAAUUUUGUGUCUAAAAAUGGCGGCGCUAUUCCAGAUGAGGAUCAGAACAGUAUGCCUUCGCUCGCUGAAUUAAUCGCUAAAGGCAAAGCAGAAUUCUGGAAAAACCCUCUGGUUUCUCUCCAAGCAAAAUCUCAAGCAAAUCAGGGAAAGGCGUACCAUCCAGUUUUGGCAGGCUUUCAAACAUCUUUGAAGGAAACCAGAUGUGACAGAUCUUCUGUGAAGGAAAGUAGAUGUGAUGGAUCUUCCUUGAAGGAAAGUGGAUGUGAUGGAUCUUCCUUGAAGGAAAGUGGAUGUGAUGGAUUUUCACAAAGACCAAUUACCCUGCAGAUGACCUCACAUUCUGUUGACAUGCCACAACUAAAUCCUUAUCAUUCAGAGUUCCUUGUCAAUGGACAUGAUACAGAACAUGGACAAGAUUAUUCUAGAAAAUUUGUAGUAGAGCAGGAGUCAAACCUUAAUGCCAGUGACCCACAGAUAUCUGCAAGUAGCUCACCCCCAACUGGUAACACUGCUGAAAUAGGAAAGUUGUGUAAGAAAUAUAGCAGGAAACGACCAGUGUUCAAGUCAUCUUUCAGAAACGAAGAACUGAAAUUUAAAAAUUUCUCAAAGCUUGAUGUGUUGAAUAAAGCUAAGCCUAGUGGAAAUUCUAGUGGAGAUGGUUUGACUUCUUUAAAAGGAGCUGGUGAUUUUACUGGCAUGUUUAAGAAAGCUUCAGGAAAAUCUGUCAGUAUAUUGUCUUCGUCCUUGGAAAGAGCAAGGGCUCUUCUUGGUAAGGAUCUCGGUGCAGAAUUAAUUAAUCCUGGAUGUGCCGAUCCUUCACAGAAUAGUGAAGUUAUGGGGCUGUUACCUACUGCUUCCAUAAUUCCUCCAGCUGUUACGAUUCCCUCUAUCAAGAAUGCAGAGUCUCUUUGUUUUGAAAAUCUUACAUCAGAAGUAUUGGAAUCCCAGAGUGUGCCAGUGCCCCAUGCUGAGAAAAAGAUAAGAUUUCAAACUACUGAAGGAGAAGAUCCAGUAGUAGUUCCGACAUGUUCCAUCACGAGACCACAAUCUGCUAUUUGUGGACAUCAUACUUUGGAGUUAUUCAAAUCACAUGACAAAUCUGUCCCCCAAACAAUGAAUAAGGAUAUGAAAAUGUUUGGCGCUGCCAAAGAGAAUCAUGUGACAGUGUUGUCUUCUCUGAGUCAGACCACAUCAAAUUUUGAAGUUGGCACAGGAAAUCCUGUAAACGUUUCCUCUUUGUCAAUGCAGGGAGCCAGAAAUGAUUUGGGGGAAGACACGUCUUUCACAUUUUCCGAAUUACAUACUAGAUCCAAGUCACAGACCAUAAAUAAGGCAACUGCAAUUUUUCAAACUGCUUCUGGGAAUCCAGUGACAGUGCUUCCCUCAUCCAUCAAGAAAGCCCUUGCUAUUUUUGGGAAGUCAUCAACAUCAGACUUACAUGAGUCAGACACUGGGUCCACUCCGCAGAAGGCUAGCAUAAUGUUCCAGACUACACCAGGAAAUCCUGUGUCAGUACGAUCUUUGACUGAUAAGAAUGCAAAAAAUAUGACUAGUAAUGAACCUUUAGAAACAGUGGAUCAUGACAAGCCAAAACCAAUGGUUAAUACUUCUUCAGAAGUGUUUCAAACUUCCACAGGAAAUUGUUUAAAGACGUCUUUUGCUGGUAUAAAAAAUUCAGAGACUAAUGUGCAAAAGGAAAAGGAUAUCCAAACAGGGAAAAAUAAUAAUGAGAAUGCUUUAAGUUCUAACAAUGGAAUUUGUCGAACAUCUCUGAUCUUUCAGACAGCAGCUGGAAAACCAGUGGUGGUGUCAAUAUCUUCAGUGAAAAGGGCCUUAUCUAUUCUUGGUGAUGAUGACAACCUAGUUGUCAAUGGAGGCAAUGAUACCACUGGAAGUUUUGAAAAUAUCAUUGAAAAGUCUGCAGAAGCACUAUUGCCCUCUUAUAAAAGAGGAGAAACUAUUCUUGGAAAAGAUAGAAGGGAUAUAAGCAAGGGAGAGGAUGGUGAAAAGAAACAUGAACUCCAGUUGGGAUGUGCUGAUCAACCUAAAUUAUGUGACAGUGACAAGGCUGCCUUUGAGUUUGCAAAGAUUCCCACAAAGUCGAUAUCUGUAUCAGGUGAAACUGCAGAAGAAAGCAAUUUUGUUGGUCGUAAAACUCUUUCUCAUCAAUCUCUAUUUCAUACAGGCACUGGGAAGCCUGUAAAUAUCUCCAUGUCUGGUAUCUCUAAAGCUAAGGCACUUCUAGAGUCUGAAGGCACUGAAGCUUCUAUCACCAAUAAGGCUUAUGAGACCCAUGGGAGUUUUGCUAAUGUGCUUUCUGGUUCAGCAUUUGACCAAUCAAACUUUUUAUCUGACAGAGUUUCAACAAUCACUGCCAACUGUCAUAAUAUCUGCUCAAUAGGUAAGGCAGAGUCUGGAUCAAGUCAGAUGCAACAAUUUACAUUUCAAACUGCAGCAGGCCGAUCAGUCAAUGUGUCCACACAUGCCAUGAAACGGGCAAUGGAUCUUCUUGGGGAUGAAGCAAACAAUAGUACAGUGAGGAUGACGUCAUUGGGAAAUGCAGAAAAUAACACAGUUGUUUCUUGCGGACCACCUCCUUUACUAUUCCAAACUGGAGCCGGGAGAUCUGUUUCAGUUUCUAGUGCUGCCAUGAAACGAGCUAGAAAUAUUCUUGGUGAAAUGAGUGAUAUAUCCAGUGCUGCAACUGAUCAACAAAGAUCGAGUGAAGGCAUUGUCAACUCCUUUGCAGAUCCUGCAGGAUAUUCCAAUGGAGUUGUAUUAAACAAACAAAGUGUUCCUCAUCCCAAUCAUGCCUCCAGAGCCAUUUCCUCAGAUAUGAACUGUGGUCCGACUAAGUUGAAAAGAUUGAGUGCAGAUUUUGGCAAUGCUUUUGCAGGUGUUUCUCCUCGAACUCCUAGACAUUGCCAGGAUGCCGUGUCAAACAAAGAAAAUCUUCCCUAUGCAAAUCAUGUGUCCCAUGUGACAACUGAAGAUUCUUUUGGAGAGUUGAUAUUAGUUUCUGGGGAUUCUAGAGCAAAGAAAUUAGGUAAACGAAAAGUCUGCAUGAGUCCUUUGGCUGAAAUUUCCAAUGAAAGCCCUAUUUGUGAUUAUGAUAAUUAUUUGCAACGACCAACUGCAACUCCUACUGUGCAUAAGUCCUUGUCAGGAAGCAAGCGGGGGUUGUUUCGUUCAAGACGUGUUACUCCAUUCAAACAGCCUCGCCGUUCUAUGUUCUUGUCUCCUUAUGACAAAAUGCCCAAGUCUGUUGGUAUGGAAUCCAGCUUAUCUGUACAAUCCUUCCCUCAGGGAGCUCCAUGUGAAGUAAAGUUUCAGUUUUGCUAUCCAUUGUCCAAAAAAAGAAAGACAAUACAAGAGUACUUUGGUGGUCCUCCAGAUCAUCAGCAAGCGUUGUGGCAUUUGUCCACGGAAAUUCAGUCUAUGACUGCGGAUUCUGCUCAACAUUACAGUUUCUAUGUCAAGUGUGGUUCAGGUUAUGACAACUUCAUAGCCAGGAAUUUUUGGAAAAUGCUGCUUGAAUUGGGUGCUGAUCCACGGAAUGCUACAAUUGAAUGGGUGGAGAACCAUUACAAAUGGAUAGUUUGGAAGCUGGCUUGCAUUGAAAGAAGCUAUGCAAGACAAGCUGCAGGGAAAUUCUUAACCGUGCAAAAUGUUCUUGAAGAAUUGAAGUACAGAUAUGAAAGAGAAGUAAACCGUGGUCAUCGUUCUCCACUCAAGAAAAUUGUUGAAGGAGAUGCAGUGGCUGCAAGUACGAUGGUUCUUUGUGUUUCAGCAAUACGUGUAUGGCCCCAUCAAGAACACAAUGAACCAUCUCCAAUUAAGGAUUCAAUGGAGGUUUUGAAGGAGUCAGAGAAUCACAUUAGUAAUGGCAUUUCAAAACCAUCUGGUGAUAAUUGGGGAAAGAUAGAAUUAACUGAUGGAUGGUACUGUCUGAAUGCAAUUUUGGAUGAACCACUUUGCAAACAACUCUUGCAAAGGAAAUUAUUUAUUGGGCAGAAACUCCGGAUUUGUGGUGCAAGCUUGCAUGGUUGGGUUGGACCUUUGUCUCCCCUGGAGGCAUCUCGAACAGUCUCAUUAAUACUACAUAUAAAUGGAACAUACAGGGCCCAUUGGGCUGAACGCUUGAGCUUCUGUCGAGGCCUUCCUGUGCCACUGGCUUUUAGAAGCAUUAAAGAAGGUGGAGGUCCUGUUCCCAGAACACUGGUUGGAAUUACACGCAUUUAUCCAACUCUAUAUAAGGAGAGGCUUGCAAAUCGAGCAUAUAUUAUAAGGUCUGAACGAGCCGAAGACAAAACAUUGCAUGUGUACAAUGAAAGGCGCACACACAUUGUGGAGGACGUUAUGUUGAAAGCAGAGAAAGAGCAUUUCCAUUCAUCACUUGAUUCAAACAAGGAUGAAGGAGCACACCUUUAUCGUGUUCUCGAAAAUGCUUGUGAGCCUGAAUUGAUAAUGGCGGAUAUGACUUCUGCACAACUUGCUGCUUUUGCAGCUUAUAAGUCUAAACGAGAGUUGUUUUCUCAGGCAAUUAGGCAGGCUUCCAUAGAGAAACACAUUCAAAAGGCCCUGGAGAAUGCUGAUUUGGACUCCAGAAAGGUUACUCCAUUCAUGAAAGUAAGGAUAGUUGGUUUAACACACAAGUGUUUGACUAAAAUAAAGGAAAAAGGAGAAAAAAGAGGUUUGUUAGAACAGGAAGGUUUGGUCACAAUUUGGCAACCAACAGAAAAUCAUGUUUUCAAUCUUGAGGAAGGGGCCAUCUACUGUGUCUCUGGCCUUGUUCCACUGGGUGGCAAAUCAGGUGAUAGCUACAGUCAGAAUAUACUUCAAUUUCAAGCAAAUAGGUCGACAGUAUGGCAUCGAAUUCCAAUAUCAGUGUGUCAUAACUUUGAAUUUGUCUACAACCCAAGGAGUGCAGUGCAACUUUCGGACUUGGGAAGAGUUCCUUUGCACAGCGAGUUUGAUGUUGCUGUUUUUGUUCUACACAUUGGCGAACCAUAUACAUAUGGCUUGCGAAAAAGGCAGUGGUUGUUUACUUCUGAUGGUUCGGUAGAAUUAGAGAGUGGCAAUAAACAAUCAGAGAUCAUCCUUGCAAUUGACUUUUCAUUACCUUGCGAUUCAUUUAUUGCUCUUGAUCACUCUCUUGUAGGAUCCACAGUGGGAUUAUGUAAUUUGGUGAAACAAAAACGAGAUCAGAAAAACAGUCUUUGUGUUGCAGAAAUGACAGAAAUUUCUACACAUUCUGUAAAUUUUAAUGCUACUAAUUUCUGUCAUUUAAAAGCUGCAGCAGAGUUGACAAAUAAGUGGGCCAAAGUCUCCAUGCAUGCAGUAGAGAACCUCUUGGAGAGGGUGUCUAAUAUAAUUGAGAAUGCAACGUGAAUUACUUAACUGGAGAUAGGCAAUUGAAUGAUUGUAAGUAAACCUCAAGAAGCUGGUAUUCCCUACUUUUGUCCACGAGGUGGUUUUAUGUAUAACACAAGGGAAAAUCAUAUCCAUUUGGUGCAAGAAUUACAUUUGCAGAUUAUAUAUUGGCAUCUGUGAUGCAUUCGACCAUUUACAGAUGAUGUUUUAUGGAAUUUUGAACUGUACUGGGUGAGAGAAGCUCAUUGUGAUACCAUACCAUGUCCGCUACUCUCUUCUAUUAUCCAAGCAUUUACAUCUCACACGAUCAUCUCUAAGACUAUGCAGGAUUUGUUUUGAGAUGAGGCCUCAUAUUUGGAAUGAACUUCACAAAGCUGGAAAGCAAUGAGAUAUUGCAGUGCUGCACAUUUAUGUAAAAAUUGGAGCAACACAUAAGUGUAUUCAUACAGAAUAUGUAAAGAAUUUUCAUUGAGCUUAUCUUGUAAACUGAUCCUUCUGAACAAGUAAUCGAGUUGUAAGUGGUUAUUUACAAACAGUUUUCCUACAAGGUCUCUUCAAUUAAGGGGUCUAUAUAGUUUCUCCUAUAUGUUUGUAUCUGGACAUCUCUUUAAAUAAGAAAUCCGGAUGGUUUAUUGCAUCUCAAAGGUGUAGCCUUUGAAUCUUUUACUUAAUCUAAAUAUGUUCUUACUUUUUUCA